Messenger RNA from Hyalella azteca, 5825 nucleotides. It is a transcript of the gene dia, whose product is annotated as protein diaphanous. The record is from RefSeq and is a predicted model, not a curated record. The transcript has 8 exons. Lineage: Eukaryota; Metazoa; Arthropoda; Malacostraca; Amphipoda; Hyalellidae. Gene Ontology annotation, molecular function: small GTPase binding; microtubule binding; actin binding. The annotation marks the transcript as partial. Gene Ontology annotation, biological process: actin cytoskeleton organization; actin nucleation; actin filament polymerization. Gene Ontology annotation, cellular component: cytoplasm; actin filament.
AUUCGGGUCAAGUUCCGUGAGAUGAUAGCAGAGAUGAACAUCGCUGACACCAGCAGCAUGCUCACCAUGCCUAUUGAUAAGAUGAAGCUCAUGCUCAAGAAUAACAAUAAGAUCACAACACAAGGCCAGAACAAACUGGACUCACCGAGUGACUACAUUGAUUACCUGGAGAGAGAUGACCUCAGUCCUAAGAACAUCUUGAGAACACUCGAGUCCCUACAGGUGUCUCUUCGGAGCAACAAAAUUCAGUUCCUAUCAGAUUUUGCUCAAAACGGCGGCCUAAAGCGACUCCUGAGCAUCUUGAAUGAGUGCUACAGAAGGGGCAGCCAGCAGUGGGACCCUAUUGAACACGAAGCCAUCAAAUGUUUACGCGAGAUCUGCAACAACAUAAUCGGCAUCAAAGCAUUCUUCUCGCACAAAGAAGCCUUCACCGUCCUUGCCCACUCCCUGAACCCCACCAAAUCCACCAUCAUGUUGGAGGUCGUGAAGCUCAUGUGUUCCUUCAGUUUACCGAUGUGGCACGAACACGGCCUGGAGGGCCACAGCGAGGUGCUCGGAGCCAUCACGGCCGUGGCAGACUUCAAAAAACAGGAAAGGUUCUACCCCAUUAUUGAAGGUCUUAGGAUCAGUGAUGAAGAAGGUCAUAAUAAGAACAGUGAUGCUCUAAAGCUCAAUUGUCUCUGCCUUGUUAAUUCACUCAUCAAUUUUGUUCCUGAUGAUAACCUCGACUUCAGAAUACAUCUGAGGAACGAGUUCAUGAGAACAGGAUUGCAGGAUUUGCUCGAGAGUCUCAGCACGAGUACUCAUAUCGAUAUCAAAAGACAGCUCGAAAUAUUCAAUAAGUACAGAACAGAAGAUUUUGAGGAUUGGCAAGAUAGAUUUUUCAACCACAUUGAUGACAUUGAUGACCUGGGGCGGUGUUUUGAGAUCGUACGAAACCAAGUCCAGGACUCAGAGUGUGAGCUGCAGCUGCUGUCCAUCCUGCAGCACCUGGCGUUCAUAAGGGACGAAGAAGGCGUACGCAGUUCGUAUUAUCGUCUCAUAGAAGAGUGCGUUACGCAAAUCGUGCUCCAUCGCGACGGCUGCGAUCCAGACUUCCGCUCAACGAGGCGUUUUGACCUCAAGGUGGAUCAUCUGGUGGAGCAGCUGAAGAAGGAGAGUCAAGCCAAAGGCCAGACAAUCGCGCUGGAGUAUCAGAAGCAGCUUGACGACGCGCUCUCUGAGAAACAUAAGCUCGAGGCUGAACUCGCCCAGAGCCGCGCCAAGAUAGAAGAUCUUCAGAAGUUCGGCGCCCAGGGAGACCCCAGUAAGAAAGGUGGCCUCAUGGUCGUGCCUGGCCUCAGUGAGGCUAUUGGCAGAGGGCUACCGCCCCCUCCACCUCCCGUGCCUGGUGGUGGUCCUCCUCCACCGCCACCACCUCCAGGUAUGGGUGGCCCUCCACCACCACCUCCCCCUCCAGGAGGUUUCAGAGGACCGCCUCCGCCACCUAUGCCUGGUAGUUCAGCUCCUCCCCCGCCACCCAUGCCUGGUGGUCCCCGUCCACCGCCUCCACCAGGUGGUCCAGGCUUUGGCCCGCCACCACCUCCCGGUGGUCCCAGACUGGCAGCCCCUGCAGGUCUACCUCACGGCAUGACGCUGCGCAGGGCGAGCAUCAAGCCUGAGGCGCAGACCAAGCGCCUUCAGUGGAACAAAGUUACGCCUCAAAAGAUGAGUGAGAAGAGCGUGUGGGUGAAGCUCAAUAAAAAGGAACCGAACAUUAAGAAACAAGUUCUCGAGACGCUCGGUGCAAAUUUCGCAGUAAAGCAAGUGAAAAAGAAAGCCGUAGAUGGAGCUGAAAAGUCAGUUAAAAGGGAGAAAGAGUUACGGGUUUUAGAUACAAAAACUAAUCAGAAUUUGUCUAUAGCUCUGAGAGGCCAGUACAAACAUCUGUCUCUUGAAGAAAUACGUCUCGCUAUCCUGAGGUGCGAUGAGCAGGUCUUGUGCUUGGAUUCUUCUGGCUGUCUGGACUCGGCUGCCAUUCAGACAUUGAUCUCGUCUCUUCCCGACCAUGACGUCAUCAACAAAGUUGUAGCUCUCGAGGACGAUCCUGACGACCUGGCUGAAGGCGAGAAGUUCCUGCACACCAUCGGCAGGAUCAAGAAGUUUGUUCCUAUUUUGCGCAACAUGGCGUUCAAGGUGGAGUACCCGCAAAUGUUGGAAGACGUUCGUAGGGAUAUUGUCAACACCCGCGCCGCUCUUGAAGAGCUAAUGAAUUCCAAAAAGUUUGAACGCGUUCUCUAUUACAUUCUCGAGUUCGGUAACGUUUUGAACUCUGGCUCUCGGAACGCCGACACUAUCGGCUUUGACAUCAGCUUCCUUCCAAAGCUGGCCAACACAAAGGAUGUCGACGGCCAGACGUUGCUGCAUUACCUCGCUGAGACCAUGAUAAACGAGGAGCCUGAGUCAGCAGAUUUCGAGGAUGGGUUGCUGCACUUCGCGGCAGCUGAGAGAGUCAACGUCGACCAAGUCAAGGCAAACCUUGCGAAGAUGAAGAAGGAGAUCAACAAUAUUGGCAAUGACCUGCAGAGACAUCACAAGCAGGAUCCCGAAGAUCGGUUCCGCGAGAAGUUUGAGGAGUUCUACGAGAAGGCGGACGGGGAGGUGUCGCUGCAGGAGACGUCCCUCGAGAUGAUGCUCAAGUGCUACAAGACCGUCUCCGAGAUCUUCACCUUCGAGGUCUCGAAGUACGCACUCGAGGACUUCUUCAAGGACUUCAAUGAGUUCAUCGCCCUUUAUUCGCGCUGUAAAGAGGACCUCAUACGACGCCAAGAGAAGAAGCGGCGCGACGAAGAGGCUGCAGCUCGAGCUGAACUGGAGCGCGCUGACCGAGCUGACAGAGACACGAGGCAGCGCGCCCUACAGGACGUCACCAACGACCAAACAAACACGGAAGUCAUGGACCAACUGGUGCAGCUCAUCAACACGGGACAAGUCUUUGAUGUGAUGGGGCGGCGACGGCGGCAGCCCAAGAGUGCAGCGGAGCGGCGUGCAGAACAGCUCAACAGGUCCCGCUCACGGUCUGGUCUCACCUCCCCCUCCUCAUCCUCCAAAUUGUCAGCAGCUCCUGACACGCUGGAUGGGCUGCUGUCAGGGGCUGACGAGAACGGCAUGCUGCCCCGCAAGUCUCGCCCUCGCGAGCGCCGCGCCCCUGGACUGCCCACAGGUCUCGAGUCUCGUGAUCGUCUCGUCGAGUCGUCGGCAGGAGGUGCCCCGACCAACGGAGGGGACCAGGCUGCGCUGCUGCAACGCCUUCGUGAUCUUUGAAACACCGAUUUUGAUGAUUAUUUUAUAGUCUUCAAGUUACUGACUAUUGUUGUUUUAGAGAGCGUUUGAUAAACGCUGUGUAGUUGCAGUUACUGCCAGACGCUGCAUUGAAAAUUGAUGACAGUGCAGUGUAAGUGCAGUAACUGCCUGAUGCUGCGUUGAAAAGUCAUUGAUGACAGCACAGUGUAAGUGUAGUAACUGCCUGAUGCUGCGUUGAAAAGUCAUUGAUGACAGCGCAGUGUAAUUGCAGUUACUGCCUGAUGCUGCGGUGAAAAGUCCUUGUUGGCUCUCUAACUUCAUUGCCAUUUCCACCUGAAAUUGUUCUCUCCUUGAAGGGUUUUGUGUUCAACAGAAAUUUGUGUUUAUCUGAAAAAUUGAUAUCGUCAUUGGUCACCAGUGAACGUGCAAUAGCUACUACGAUUCAUCGCGGAAAAUUCACGAUUGUUAUUCUUGACCUUCGCGUGUUAAUGCGAAUAUUGGUUGCAUUAAAAUCACCUUGAAAAACCUGAAAAGUUUGCUUUAAAGUUGUUAAAUUUUAAUAAGUGAUUUCCCUGAUACGUGCGCGAGGACGUAUUUGUUUCUCCAUGUUGAAGGAUAUUAUAAAUACUUUCUGCUAUAUAAUUGACUCCGCACAAAUACUGUUAAAUUUAUGGUCUGGUAAUAUUAUUAAAUGUAUGGUCUGUAAUUGGCUCGUCUGUGGAUAUAUUUAGCUCUAACGAUGAAUGCUUGUCUUCCAUCUUCUAUUUUGUUUUCGCUAUAAAAAAAACUGCCGUGGCAAAAUUCCGCUGUAACGUUGAUUCUGGUUGCACAUUUUUGCUACAACAAAUGAUGCUAUUUUUGUAGUGCAAUUUUGUGUGACAUGUCUUCCAAAUAUUUUAUUCCAUUGUAUUGUACAUUUGACCAACCUCGGCUAUUGGAUAGAUUUGACGUCGCCUCAGAGUGUUCGUUGCUGUACAGUAUCAGUUCUUUAUUUAAGUCAUAUAUAUUAUUUGCUGACAAUUUACCAUUUCAGGUUUAAAUUAUACUGAGAAGUUAAUAAUAAGCUUUGCUAAAAGGGCUUUGUAAAAAGUGUUGUGCAUUUCUAUCUUUUAUAAGCAUUUAUUUGACUUGAUAUAAAAUAUUAAGACUUGCGGUUAUUACCGCACUAUUUCUUCACGUUCUCCAACCUGCCGAUAUGUGAAAACCUAGCGCGCAUUUGGAAAAUUGUUGUACCAUUUAUUUGAGCCUUCUUACGUGUUUGUUCCACUGUUCCAUGUUCAAUAACCCCUCUUCCAUGGUCCAUUACCCUUGUUCCGUGUUCCACGACAUUUGUCUGUCUGGCACAAACAUGCCUGCCUUCACUUGAGCCUUGUGUUGUGCCAUUCUUAUAUUACAGAAAUUUCUUCAUAAGCAAUUUACUCUCAGUCAAAUAGUCCACUGAUAAGCGUUCAAAAUGUCGUCUUUAUAGUAUUCGCAAAGUGUAUUCCUGUUUACGUCUUGCAGAACUUCAGUUAAACAACUCUCUUGUCUUCAAAGUUUUUCUUCACUAAAGACCGCCCAGGUUAUGUACCCAGCAGGAUCUUCUAGUUCUUAUUCCAGUAUUAUGCAUUGAAGUUAACCAGGGUAUAAUUUUGAGACCUGUGAUUGAAUGUUUCUAUGAUCACUAGAAAUUUGAAAUUAAUAGACAAUAAUCUCGAGGCUCGUAACCAGAUGUCUCUUUGACAACUAGAAAUUCGAAGUGUGGGUGUAUUUUCGUGUUAACUUCUUGUGUGCUAAUAUUUUAUUGUUGCUACGACAUUCCGCUUGAUGUUGAUUACCUGCUCUUCUUAUUUGGAAAAUCCUUUAAGGAAGGAAACGAAUUCCAUCUGACCGAGGCGAAUAUGAGUAAUGGACACUUUUAUUUACUGAUUGGUCUUUCUAAAGGCACUUUGUACUAGGGAAUUUUAGUACAUCACUGUGUACAAAACGAAUUCCACCCGACAGAGGUGAAUAUGAAUAAUGGUCACUUUUAUUGACUGUUUGGUCUUUCUAAAGGCACUGUCUACUGGGGAAUUUUAGUACAUCACUGUGUACAAAACAUUACGCAUUCCACGAACGUUAUACGAUAUUUUCCGUCAGUUACUGCCACGGUGUCGCGCCGCUCAAUCAAACCGCAUUUAAUAUUGCGUGUAACGCACAAACUUGGCGUCACGCUUCCUACAUUUGUUAUUUAAUGUUCCCCUUUUUGAUUCAGUUUCUUUAUAACUUUGACGUUUUAUGCAAAAAUAGAGCAUGCAAAUCCUUUGCAUCUGCUGCUGUUCUUUUAUUACUUAAACUGUUGCGAGCAGACUUUUAUGCACUACAAUGACGUGGUCGUCUGAUGUGUUCACUCGCAAAAAAUUUCGGACCUUAGAAGGUUGGUUUCAAACUGCGACACGCGAUAAGUUGAGUCUGUGUUAAUUGUAUUAUAAGAUUUUUAUUGUGCCUUGAGAUGACUGCCUUCCCGCUGCUGUGAUGCAGCAUAAGCCAGAGGUGCCUUUGCAUUUCCAUAUAUUGUUAUGGUA